Messenger RNA from Carya illinoinensis, 2185 nucleotides. RefSeq names its product calcineurin B-like protein 3. The transcript is spliced from 8 exons. Bases 1246 to 1926 code for a protein of 226 amino acids. The record is from RefSeq and is a predicted model, not a curated record. Gene Ontology annotation, biological process: calcium-mediated signaling. NCBI's taxonomy places the organism in Eukaryota, Viridiplantae, Streptophyta, Magnoliopsida, Fagales, Juglandaceae. Gene Ontology annotation, molecular function: kinase binding; calcium ion binding.
AGUCCAUUGAAUGAAUGAUGUAACUGAUGUUUAUUUUCCUUUAUUAAUUUACGUGCAGACGAAAGGGUCAGAUUGUUUUUAUUUGUCAAACCGUGUUGAUUCAUUGUACACAUUAGCAGUUUCACCAUGCAUAUAGUCUUAGUAUCAUCAAUCGUACUCGGCAUUUGUUGUAUCAAUUAUGUGCUUGCUUCGUUGUUGAGGAGACAGAGGAAAAGUAAAAAAGACAUGUAGGCAAGUUGAUGUUUUCUUUUUUCCCAUUCAUGUUACAAAACAAGCAGAUUUGGAUUCCUUUGGCAAAUGUCAGAAUGGGAUACUGAAUCUAUCAAUCUUUUGUUUGCACUUAGCAGCUUCUCUAUUGGUGUUUGUCACAUUGCAUUUGUAAUUUGUUGUUACCAAGAUGGAGAAAAAACACAGAUUUUUUGGAUUCUCAUCAUUAUAAUGGGUGUUUAAAUAAUUGUUUAGAUUCUGGUGUCUCUAUUCCUAUUAAAAAUUGACAAAGAAAAUAGAAUAUAUUGGACAGGACUGCUUUGACAUGAUAGCUUUCACCAUGCACAUAGAUUCAUUUUUAUUAAGUGAUAUGAGGCCUUUAUUGUAUUUAUCUCUGCUUUUUUCUCCCCACAAGAAGACAGAAGUAAAGAAAAGAAGGUUUUGAAUUUGUAUAAAAAUUCAGGUUUUAAAUAAACUUUAAGAUUUCAUUAUUUUUUCUCUCUCCUCACACUCACACAUUAAGGAUUUAAUCCUUAGAUCUCAUGUAGAUUCAUGCCCAAGAACAAGAUUGUCCAUUCCAACUAAUCAAAAUGAAAGUUUAUCAGAAAACUGAACAAUAUGGAAGACGUUCCAAAAAUCUGCUAAAUGAAAUUAUAUUUUUAAUAAUGCUAAUCUGUUAUCUGAAAGGAGGUCAUUUAAUUUGGGCAUUUUGACAUAGAAUAGUGAAGAUUAUUUUUGUGUUAUAGAAUCUAACAUCAUUCUUUUUUCUUUUCUUUUUUUGUUGUCUUUCUUUUGUCCCAUGUGUUCUUUGAUAGCUUGCUUGAUUUUCAGUUUAAUGUCACCUUUAUGCUUUAUUAUCACUUUCAUCGAACCUGGUUGACUGGUUAAACACAAAUACAUUGUAAAUCAACUUCGUUUUUCCAGGUGCGACAAUAUGCUGUUAUAAGCAUUCAGGAAAGUUCCCUAAAUUGUUAAGAUUUCAGGAAUUAGUUUUUCUUUGUGCACAGGUAUGGAGCAUUUUGAGGUCCAGAAAAGAUCAUGGUGCAGUGCGUAGAUGGAUUAAAGCAUUUCUGUGUUGCUGUCAUAAAUUGUUGUGAUACUGAUUCAUAUAGCCAACCCAACGGUUUUCAAGAUCCAGAAGCUCUUGCAAGAGAGACAGUGUUUAGUGUAAGUGAGAUAGAAGCGCUUUAUGAACUGUUUAAGAAGAUCAGUAGUGCCGUAAUUGACGACGGUCUAAUCAAUAAGGAAGAAUUUCAACUAGCAUUGUUCAAGACAAACAAAAAGGAGAGCUUAUAUGCUGACCGGGUAUUUGACUUGUUUGAUACAAAGCACAAGGGGAUACUAGACUUUGAAGAGUUUGCACGCGCUCUCUCUAUCUUUCACCCCAAUGCACCAAUUGAGGAUAAGAUUGAGUUUGCAUUCCGAUUAUAUGACCUCAGACAGCAAGGGUUCAUUGAGCGACAAGAGGUGAAGCAAAUGGUAGUGGCCACACUUGCUGAAUCCGGUAUGAAUAUUUCAGAUGAUGUUAUAGAAAUUAUCAUUGAUAAGACCUUCGAGGAAGCUGAUACUAAACAUGAUGGAAAGAUUGAUAAGGAAGAGUGGCGAAGCCUUGUUGUGCGACAUCCUUCCCUUUUGAAGAAUAUGACUCUUCAAUAUCUCAAAGACAUCACCACGACGUUCCCAAGUUUUGUUUUUCAUUCACAAGUUGAUGAUACCUAAAUGUCAAGCCUACAUGGAGUUGAUAGUCAUAUCUGGAAGGGCUUGUUUUAUUUUACUGCCAAUGUCAGUGUGGCUAUCUUUGCACAGGUUCAUAGUCAAAGGGAUGUUGAUCAUGUAUUGAUGUUCUCAAUGAAAAGAAGUUUGUCUCCCUUUUCAAAUAUAACUUUUUGGCUGGUUUCAGUCAUUUCUUUUUCCGUUUUUAUGAUUGUAUUUGAUUCACAAGAAAUAAGAGGGAAAGGAAUCUGCAGGCUUUUCAUCA